Messenger RNA from Hyaena hyaena (striped hyena), 4401 nucleotides. RefSeq names its product RNA binding motif protein 47 (gene RBM47). The record is from RefSeq and is a predicted model, not a curated record. NCBI's taxonomy places the organism in Eukaryota, Metazoa, Chordata, Mammalia, Carnivora, Hyaenidae. Bases 492 to 2252 code for a protein of 586 amino acids. Gene Ontology annotation, molecular function: mRNA binding. Gene Ontology annotation, cellular component: nucleus. The transcript is spliced from 8 exons.
UUCCUGUUGGCCGGUUACGCGCCUACAAACAGGCUUAGCGCUCUAUUGAAAUGCGUGAGGCUCCUUAACUCUUGUAUAAACAGAAACCAGCUGUAACUUUAGGUCAGAGCGCAUUAAAAUGAGCCACUUCUGAACGAGCAGCGCCCAGGCCCCAGGCCCUGCUGCGAAGGCCCCGGCAAAGGUCAGGGUUUCGUCCGCGUGACGUUCCUUCUUGCGCGCGUCCAAGCGGUGCUGUGCCCCAGGUGAGGUGUCUGUCUCGGGAAGAUUCCGCGAGAAGACAGAUGUAAAGGGCUGAGAACGAAAGGCACCAGCAAGUGUGAGCUGUUGUUAUAAAGGUUUGUCUCAAAGGGCAUGCCAAAUAUUGACCUGAAAAAUCUCAAGCAAACUGCCUGAAUUUCCCCUGUAUAUUCUUGUUCUACAUCCUAUCAAAGGACCAGACAAGCCAAAUUAGUGGGGUUUUGGUCCCUUCCGCCGUGGAUGCCUUUGACAUUAUGACCGCAGAGGAUUCCACCGCAGCCAUGAGCAGCGACUCGGCCGCCGCGGCCUCGGCCAAGGUGCCGGAGGGCGUGGCCGGCGCGCCCAACGAGGCGGCGCUGCUGGCGCUGAUGGAGCGCACGGGCUACAGCAUGGUGCAGGAGAACGGGCAGCGCAAGUACGGCGGCCCGCCGCCCGGCUGGGAGGGCCCGCACCCGCAGCGCGGCUGCGAGGUCUUCGUGGGCAAGAUCCCGCGAGACGUCUACGAGGACGAGCUGGUGCCCGUGUUCGAGACGGUGGGCCGCAUCUACGAGCUGCGCCUCAUGAUGGACUUCGACGGCAAGAACCGCGGCUACGCUUUCGUCAUGUACUGCCACAAGAACGAGGCCAAGCGCGCCGUGCGCGAGCUCAACAACUACGAGAUCCGCCCCGGUCGCCUGCUCGGCGUGUGCUGCAGCGUGGACAACUGCCGCCUCUUCAUCGGCGGCAUCCCCAAGAUGAAGAAGCGCGAGGAGAUCCUGGAGGAGAUCGCCAAGGUCACCGAGGGCGUGCUCGACGUGAUCGUCUACGCCAGCGCGGCCGACAAGAUGAAGAACCGCGGCUUCGCCUUCGUGGAGUACGAGAGCCACCGCGCGGCCGCCAUGGCUCGCCGCAAGCUCAUGCCCGGCCGCAUCCAGCUGUGGGGCCACCAGAUCGCCGUGGACUGGGCCGAGCCCGAGAUCGACGUGGACGAGGACGUGAUGGAGACCGUGAAGAUCCUCUACGUGCGCAACCUCAUGAUCGAGACCACAGAGGACACCAUCAAGAAGAGCUUCGGCCAGUUCAACCCGGGCUGCGUGGAGCGCGUCAAGAAGAUCCGCGACUACGCCUUCGUGCACUUCGCCAGCCGCGAGGACGCCGUGCAUGCCAUGAACAACCUCAACGGCACCGAGCUGGAGGGCUCGUGCCUCGAGGUGACGCUGGCCAAGCCCGUGGACAAGGAGCAGUACUCCCGCUACCAGAAGGCAGCCAAGGGCGGCGGCGCGGCGGAGGCGGCGGUGCAACAGCCCAGCUACGUGUACUCUUGCGACCCCUACACGCUGGCCUACUACGGCUACCCUUACAACGCGCUCAUCGGGCCCAACAGAGACUACUUUGUAAAAGCAGGCAGCAUAAGAGGCCGGGGUCGAGGCGCGGCUGGCAACAGAGCCCCAGGGCCCAGGGGUUCCUACCUCGGGGGAUAUUCAGCUGGCCGUGGUAUAUAUAGCCGGUAUCACGAAGGGAAAGGAAAGCAGCAAGAAAAAGGAUAUGAACUUGUACCGAAUUUGGAAAUCUCUGCCGUCAAUCCAGUUGCCAUUAAACCUGGUACAGUAGCCAUCCCUGCCAUUGGGGCCCAGUAUUCCGUAUUUCAGGCCGCCCCAGCCCCUAAAAUAAUCGAAGAUGGCAAAAUCCACACAAUGGAGCACAUGAUCAGCCCCAUCGCGGUGCAGCCAGACCCAGCCAGCGCCGCCGCGGCCGCGGCCGCCGUCAUUCCUGCCGUGUCAACGCCGCCACCUUUCCAGGGCCGCCCAAUAACUCCAGUGUACACGGUGGCUCCAAACAUUCAGAGAAUUCCCACUGCCGGGAUCUACGGGGCCAGUUACGUUCCAUUUGCUGCUCCAGCCACGGCCACUAUCGCCACACUACAAAAGAAUGCGGCCGCCGCCGCCGUCUACGGAGGCUACGCGGGCUACAUACCUCAGGCCUUUCCCGCCGCUGCUAUCCAGGUGCCCAUCCACGACGUCUACCAGACAUACUGAUACUGGUGAGGAGAGUGGAGACAGACCACGAACUACCCCUGAAGGAACACUUUACUAUUUAUGAAGAAAGAACGUGCGGGAUUAGCACACCUAUGAAACCUGAAAGUGAAGAAUGUUAUCAGAUGUCAUACUGAAAUAUUUUAUAUUCAUGAAGUUUUCACUAGUUUUUUUUUAAGACUAUUUUCAAGUUAGCAGCCUGUGUUCAUACAUUUCUAAGAGACUUGCAACGGUUCGUGCCUUAAUACCAUCUCUUAAAAAUUUGUAACUGUAGUACAUUUGUAUAGAGGUUUUUGUUUUUUGUAUUUUUAAGGAUAUAUUUUCAGUAUGAAGGUUAUUUUCUUAACUUCUGCACUCCAGAGAUUUCUAUUUUGUUUGUAGUACCUUCAAUAAUAUAUCAGCUAUAUAUGGAAAAGCACACUUGAGCAGCUAGGGAACUAUUUUGAAGAGUAUAUUCAAUAUUUAAAGAUACAAACGAUAGUGCUUUAAAAUACUACAUAAGAUGUUAUUUUAAAAGUUAUACUGGAAAGUGCAAUUUUAAAGUGAGUAAAAUCUCUGUUUCAGCUGGCAUUAAGGGUUGACGGUGUUACCAUCCGUUCUCUAGGACAGUUUUUUGUGUUUCUCUCUUUUUUUUUCUUAAGGAAUUAAACACUCGAUCUCUCCUUAAGCCCAUGUUGAAAAGACUUGUCACACUUCUGAGUCCAAACACUGGAAAGCUCUCACCUGCCACCAUCACCCUGGAGCCUGCUCAUCCUCCAUUUGUCUUUCCCUUCCCACGCCCCUACUCAUUCCUUCCUCCUGUCCCCAGCCCCACCUCCGAGUCUGGCAAGUCUAGGGCAAAAUGAAUUACUCUGAUAGAGAGAACGUUGAUGGAUGGCUUUUAUACUUCUACCUGGGUUUUUUUUGAGGGGGGAGUUGUUGUGGGUUUUUUUGUUCUAUUUUGGUUGGGGAAGGUAUUUUCAAUAGCAGAGUAUGCAUAAGCACAAGGUGUUCGUAGUUUCCAUUAAGAUAUCUUUGCAGAGCUAUUUAAUUGUCUUCUAUAAAACCUUAAUUCCUUUUCUAAUGCUUUUAUUUUAUUCGUUUUUUUGAAGUAUGAAUUUGUAGAGACCAUGAAUGUCAUUGUAGACAAGGCCCCCAAAGACUCUUGUCACAGAAGGUUAAAUGCUUCUAGUUGCUUAUAUCAUGUUUCAUUGCAAAACGUCUGUGGUUGUCAAGGGUGUUGGAAACAUUAUGUUUAUUGAGCAGGGCUUUCCUCCGUAGCUGCACGUGCGUGUGGCCGGUGAACUGAAUUGGGGCAAACACAUCCAGGAGGAAGAGGAGAGACCUGGAGGAGUUAAAACAUAGUUUGUAAAUAAUCUCUUAAUGCUGGUUUUUAGUUUAAUGCAAAAUGAAACCAUUUUAUUUCAAUGUUCUUAAAGGUUGUUGUUUUAUUAGGAAGUAAAUGUAUUGUUGCAGUGUUGUGCCUGUUUCAAGGCUUGUGUUUAGCAGAGUGAAUGUAAAAUACAGUAAAAUGUUAAGAUUGUCAUAUGCUUUAGGAAAUGCAUCAACUUGGAACUUUUUUUAAAGGCUCCAUCAAGGAAUUGAGGUGUGCAAUAGGGAGCAAGUACACAUUUGUGUUUUUAUGUCCCAUUAGAGAUCUAUAAAAUCUUUCCACUCAAUUUUUGCUGAUGGCUGAAUUCUUAUUUAUGGAUUAAGAAUAGGAUCGUGCCUUUAGCAACUAUUGUAGUUUUGUUUUCAAUUUUAAAUUAAGAGAUUCCCAAAUGCCUCUUUUCCCCCCUCAUUUUAGGGUGGGAUGAAAUUUUUAUAUAUAAGUAAUAUUUAUUUAACUAUUCUGUAAAAUUAUUGAGUGCCUGCAAAGGCCUUUAAACAUUUCUAACAUUCAUUUCCCGCCAUUCUUAGAUGACAUAAAUAAUUGUGCAAUGUUCCUGAUGAUGUACCCAGCAAGCUGCAUCCAAACUCAAAUCUGUUGGAAUGAGUAAUGUAACAAAAUGCAAUUUGGAUCAGAUUCUCAUCCCUUGACUUUGUGGGAAAGAAGUACUGUCCUUCCAAUGAAGAACUGUCACAAAGCUUCACUGGAUGAGACUCUGGCCCAGCAGUCUUACUGUAUUUUACAUAUGCCUGUCAAUUAUUUGCGCAAAAAAAAAAGAAAAAA